Molecule: messenger RNA, 1511 nt
Organism: Vespula pensylvanica (western yellowjacket)
Lineage: Eukaryota; Metazoa; Arthropoda; Insecta; Hymenoptera; Vespidae
Product: rhombotin-1-like
Exons: 6
Coding region: 539-1288 (249 amino acids)
Biological process (GO): positive regulation of transcription by RNA polymerase II
Cellular component (GO): nucleus
Molecular function (GO): transcription coactivator activity; DNA-binding transcription factor binding
Source: RefSeq, a predicted model, not a curated record
UCUCGACCUUCGUCGCGGAAGGACGUUCUUUUUGAGCCGCGUUCAUCGGCGUCGCGACGAUAACGCCAUCGUUGACAUUGUGCGACGAGAGCGCGGACAAGAACACGACUCGAAUACGAUAAACCGAGGGGAAAGAAAGCUUUUAGUUACCAGCUCGUUAUUGUUCUCGAUAUUUGGAAAUAACUCUCGUGGAAAUCGAUCGAAGUCGUUCAACGUUAAAGUCGUCUAACCAGUGUCGGCACACGAUAUCACGAAAAUUUCUCUGUCUCUUUCUCUCCCCUUCUCUUUCUAUCGCUUGUGUUUCCCUUGAAAGAGCAUAGUUACCGGCUUAUCUCGAGUGUCGGAUAAGUGUCCUUGCCUGAAUUCCUGGAAUCGUUUUCAUCAACCGCCACAGGUGGACUCAUUGAGGAUUUUCGCUUUUGUGGAUACUCUCUCCUUGCCUGCCACUGAUGUGUUAUGUUAAAUCGUUUCCCCGCUGACGUCGUUCCAAGGUCGUUCCGAAGGGCCAGCGAGAGGAGGCGUUAUAGCUGGGAUCAGGAUGACUAUGGACGUGAGUAAGUCGGAAACGAAUAAAAACGGUUCGACGCAGCAGGAAUGCGCCGGUUGUGGGAAAACCAUCACGGAAAGGUAUCUUCUGAAAGCCCUGGACCUUUACUGGCACGAGGACUGUCUCAAGUGCGCAUGCUGCGACUGUAGGUUAGGCGAGGUCGGUUCUACGCUCUAUACGAAGGCCAACCUUAUCCUCUGCAAGAGGGACUACCUCAGGCUCUUCGGGAAUACAGGAUAUUGCGCGGCCUGCAACAAGUCUAUACCGGCCUUCGAAAUGGUCAUGCGAGCCAGAACGAACGUCUAUCAUCUUGAUUGUUUCGCCUGUCAACAGUGUACGCACCGGUUUUGCGUCGGCGAUCGGUUUUACCUGUGCGAGAAUAAAAUCCUUUGCGAGUACGAUUACGAAGCGAGGUUCGCCAAUAUGGCGCCGCAGUCGCCAGCAUCCCUGGCUUAUAUAAAAAGGCAACUACCACCAACGGCGACGCCACCUGGACAGAACGUUCAUCCUGGUCACAAUCCUCUACAGGGACACCAGGGGAUAGGACAGAUGGUGGGCCCUCAUAAUCACGCGACGAACGGUCAGAUGUCAGGUGGAGGAGGUCCUACGGUGAACGGAACUGCCAUAGGCGUAGGUGGGCCUCGUGCACCCGGUGACAUGAAUAACAACGGCCUCUCUGGGCCAGGCGGUUUGGGCUCGGUGAAACCAUUGCCGAUGACGAUGCAAGCACCGACGAGCUGAGACGAGGCCUUGCCACCCCUGAAGAAGCUCAGAUGUCUCAGCGGUUAUUAAUCGGCCGAAAUCGUGUCGAGUGUUGCGCGGCUAAACUUCGUUGGCUAAAACUUCCGUCAAUUGAAACGGGGAAAAAUAUCUAAACCGGACGGAGGGAUGAUUUUUCUUUUGUCACGUAAAGGAACUCGACGACAAAAAUUACGAGAGAGAGAGAGAGAGAGAGAGAGAGAGA